This is a messenger RNA of Protobothrops mucrosquamatus (brown spotted pit viper), 1793 nucleotides long. Its product is annotated as ubiquitin carboxyl-terminal hydrolase 4. Gene Ontology annotation, biological process: protein deubiquitination. The transcript has 14 exons. Gene Ontology annotation, molecular function: cysteine-type deubiquitinase activity. The coding region runs from base 33 to 1706 and encodes 557 amino acids. NCBI's taxonomy places the organism in Eukaryota, Metazoa, Chordata, Lepidosauria, Squamata, Viperidae. The record is from RefSeq and is a predicted model, not a curated record.
GAGCCCCUACCGGCUUAAGGCCGGACGCCGCGAUGCAGCGCACGGAGCUUAUGCCGCUUUUGGAAACGGCUCUGCGGCCGGGAGAGUCCUGGUAUUUGAUUGACAGUCGGUGGUUCAAGCAGUGGAAGAAAUACGUGGGCUUUGAAAGUUGGGAUCUGUACAACGUUGGAGAGCCCAACCUCUUCCCAGGACCAAUUGACAACUCCGGACUUUUUACUGAUUCAGAAACACAAACUUUGAAAGAGCACCUCAUUGAUGAGUUGGAUUAUGUACUGGUUCCUACUGAAGCUUGGGAUAAACUAGCAAAUUGGUAUGGUUGUAUGGAGGGACAGAAGCCAAUUGUGAGAAAAGUUGUGGAGUAUGGAUUGUUUGUUAAACACUGUAAAGUAGAGGUUUAUCUUUUGGAGUUGAAGCUGUGUCAGAACAGUGAUCCUACAAAUCUUGUGAACUCUUAUUUCAGCAAGACAGAUAUGAUUGCUAUUAUUGAAAAGGAAAUGCGAAAGCAGUUUAAUAUUCCUGAUGGUAAAGAAGUCAGACUGUGGAACAGAUGUACAAAUAAUACUUAUGAACAAUUAAGCAAACUCGAUAGCACCAUACAAGAUGCAGAGCUCUAUCAGGGACAGGUAGUGUUAAUAGAAGUGAAAAAUGAAGAUGGUUCAUGGCCUAGACAAUCUUCUCUAACAAAAUCCUGUACUGCAUCUAGCAGAAAUCUAGCUACCUCUUCAAAAGCAUCAGCAAGCUCUUGCUCUUCAGUAUCUGCCUCUCCAGUCAUUACAAAUGGCGAUAGCAAUAACUCCUAUGGUUUGAACUGUUCUAGCCUUGGUAAAGGUGGCUCGAGCUUUUCUUAUAGUUCUUACAACAGCAGGGAAAGUCUUCAGUCACAGCCUGGACUCUGUGGGCUCAGUAAUCUAGGAAAUACAUGUUUCAUGAACUCGGCUCUACAGUGUUUGAGUAACACACCUCCCUUGACUGACUAUUUCUUGGAAGAUAAAUAUGAAGCUGAAAUAAAUCAAGAUAAUCCUCUGGGAAUGAGGGGAGAAAUUGCAGAAGCAUAUGCAGAACUCAUCAAACAAAUGUGGUCUGGCCGGAAUUCUCAUGUAGCCCCUCGUAUGUUCAAAACCCAGGUUGGCCGUUUUGCUCCUCAGUUUUCAGGAUACCAACAACAAGAUUCUCAGGAGCUUCUGGCCUUUCUUUUGGAUGGCUUACAUGAGGAUUUAAACAGAGUAAAGAAGAAACCAUAUUUGGAAUUGAAGGAUGCUAAUGGGAGACCUGAUUCGAUGGUUGCAAAGGAAGCCUGGGAGAACCAUCAAUUGCGUAAUGACUCUAUAAUUGUAGAUAUUUUUCACGGACUCUUCAAAUCCACAUUGGUCUGCCCCAAAUGUUCUAAAAUUUCAGUUACCUUUGAUCCAUUUUGCUAUUUAACACUCCCUUUGCCCUUGAAGAAAGAUAGAUCCAUGGAGGUAUUCUUGGUGUUUGCAGAUCCACAGCGCAAACCUAUGCAAUUCCGAAUAGUAGUGCCCAUGAUGGGUGGUAUAUCUGAUCUGUGUGAUGCAUUGUCCAAAAUUUCUGGGAUCCCUGCAGAAAAUAUGGUGGUGACAGAGGUCUAUAAUCACAGAUUCCAGAAAAUUUUCCAAAUGGAUGAAGGCUUAACUCAUAUUAUGCCAAAGGACAAUAUAUUUGUGUUCCAUGAUGUCCAGCCCCAAUAGGCUCCUGCUCCGAUGUAGUGCCCCAGCAUGUGCCAUCAUGGUGAUGACAUAAAUCACCAAGAAUCCUGCUGGAGCAUGGAGCCAGGC